Messenger RNA from Petromyzon marinus (sea lamprey), 2193 nucleotides. The record is from RefSeq and is a predicted model, not a curated record. NCBI's taxonomy places the organism in Eukaryota, Metazoa, Chordata, Hyperoartia, Petromyzontiformes, Petromyzontidae.
CCGGCUACUUCCGCUUUCCGGUUCGCCGCGGUCCCUUCAGCCUGCCGCCGCCGCCACCACCCCACACAGCGACAGUGCAAGUUGCGGGGGGGGGGGUCCCUUAUUAUGAAGGGGGUCCCUUAAACCGGGGUGGGGGGCACCUUUACGCGCACACCCCCCCCGCCCGAACAAAAGUGACGUUGCGUUGUUGGCGGGGCAGGGUGAAGGUGCCCCACUGCGUUGUUGACGGGGCAGGGUGAAGGUGCCCCACUGCGUUGUUGGCGGGGCAGGGUGAAGGUGCUCCACUUCGUCAUGGCGUUGGCACGGGACCGGCCACGGCAAGGCUCGCAGGGCCCGGAGCACAGCUGGACUGAUGACCUCCCGGCAUGCCACCUCUCUGGAGUCGGGGUCAUUCCCAACCGCGUGUACGGGGCCGACGGCACUGCGAGGGAGACGCAUCCUUACCAGGACUGCAACCUUCGGCUCAGGAGCGAGGAGUGCUGUCUGUAUGGCGUGUGCCGUGGCUUUGAGGGCGCCCGCGUCUCGGCAUUUGUGUCUCAGCGACUGGCGGCCGAACUGCUGCUGGGACAGCUGAGUUCCAGCGACUCCGACUCCAAGGUGAAGACGGUGCUGCUGCAGGCGUUCGAUGUGGUCGAGCGGAGCUACUUUGAGUCGAUUGACGACAGCCUGGCAGAGAGGGCUGACCUGCAGUCACGGCUGCCUGAGGGUCUCAGCUCUUUCCAGGUAGCGCAGCAGUACCCGCAGCUGGUGGAGCGGCUGGCGGCUGUGGAGCGCGAGGUGGCAGGGGGCGCCACGGCCGUGGUGGCGUUAAUCCUCAACGGCAAGCUGUACAUCGCCAACGUUGGUACCAACCGGGCCCUGCUGUGCCGCUUGGCAGGAGAUUCCACACUGCAAGUGACACAGCUGAGCAUGGACCACCACGCGCAGAAUGAGGCGGAGCUGCAACGGCUCGCCCAGCUCGGCCUGGAUGUCGAUCGUAUCCGUCGCGAGGGGCGACUGGGACACCUAGACAGCGCGCGGUGCAUCGGAGACUACAGGAUCAAGCUCGGUUAUAAGGACAUCGAGGUGCUCAGCGCGGCAACAUCGGAGCCGGUGACGGCAGAGCCCGAGAUUCACGGCGGCACGUCGCUCGACGCCACCGUGGGCUUCCUGUUGCUCGUGUCGGAUGGGCUGUAUCGCGCGCUUGACGCCACGCUCGGCCCGGGCCACGCCAACCAGGAGCUGGCACUGAUGGUGGCGCGUGAGCUGGGCGCGCGCAGCUCGGUGGAUGCGGCGGCUCAGGCUGUGGUGAAGCGCGUGGCCCGGCUUCACCAGGAGGCGUGGGCGAGCCACGGGGAGCGAGCGCACGCUUGCGAGCAUCACGACGACAUGACUUUGCUCGUGCGCAACCUCGGCUUCCCGCUCGGCGGCGCUGGUGGGGCCAGCGCUGUCACCGGCGCUGCCGCGGCCACGGCACUGGGCACGGGGAGCCCUGGUGCUGGUGCUAUGGUGAACCCACUGUCGCCAGGUACCCGCGUGUACCCGGUCUCCGUGCCGUACAGCAGCACCGCCCACGACGCCGCAGCCGCCACCGCCGCAGCCGCCGCUGCCGCCGCCGCUGCCGCGGCCACGGGCAAGACGAGCGUGACGCUGUCGCUCGUCAUGCCAUCGCAGGGGCAGCUCGUUAACGGGAGCGCUGGGGGCGCGGGGGGUCUGGCCGGCGGCGUUGUCGCAGGCGGAGCCUUGGCGGCAACCGAUGGCAGCACCGAGGGCUCCGGCAGUGACGACCACACGCACGGCACGCUCACCAACAGCCCCCACACGACUCUGCGCUCGGGAGGCAGCACCACCCGCACGCGCAGCUCCAGCUCCAGCUCCGGGGGCGAGGGGACGCUCUUCCAGCGGCCGCGCGCCUCCCUCGCGGCGCCCCCGGACCUGGACGGCCGCGUGGAGCCCUACGUGGACUUCUCGAGCUUCUACCGUCUGUGGGGCGCUGAGCACGCGGACAGCGCCACCCCGCUCGCCACUCCCACCCCCUGAGAAACCUUUUCCCCACCACCCCCGCCAUCCCCCCCCCUCACCCCACCCACCCUCGGCGGCGGGGUUAGGGCAGUUCAGAAUCAGAAUAUUUAUUUAUAUGGAGAUGAAUAUCAGAUGAGCCGUGAAGCUGUUUUCUCACAGUUGUCCAGUAGGUGGCAGGUGAGAACGUUACGG